Molecule: messenger RNA, 3039 nt
Organism: Anguilla anguilla (European eel)
Lineage: Eukaryota; Metazoa; Chordata; Actinopteri; Anguilliformes; Anguillidae
Product: tyrosine kinase receptor Cad96Ca
Exons: 12
Coding region: 501-1745 (414 amino acids)
Biological process (GO): multicellular organism development; positive regulation of kinase activity; cell surface receptor protein tyrosine kinase signaling pathway
Cellular component (GO): signaling receptor complex
Molecular function (GO): ATP binding; transmembrane receptor protein tyrosine kinase activity
Source: RefSeq, a predicted model, not a curated record
CAAGAACCACCAGCAAUCAACAGUGCGACCUCCAGUGCAGAUGCCAGUAUUUUCCUGAAGGAAAUCUUAUUUUUCUUUUUUUGGUAUGUUAACACAAGGCACAUACUUAUUUUUAAUUUGCCUGCAAGUGUGAUUCUAAAUUGCAUUUAGUAUGCAUAUGUAAGUACACUGCCCUUGCGUUUCCUAUAGAGGUCUUCUGCGUUACUCACCCACUAACUGAGAAGGUGUUUCCCACUCAACUAGGAGGAGACCCGUUUUAGUAACACGCAACGGAUGUAGAAGAGCGUGUAAAGGAAGCGUUUUUGUGCUUAAGUGCUCUUUGAAAUACGCCUUCCUAGAAGCAUAAAUUGUUUUCACGGGUCCUGGACAUCAGUUGUACACCCAGAAUUGAAGAGAUACGUGUGCUAAGCCAGAUAUCCUGGACUGCGUCAAAGCAGAGCACUGCUGUGCAUGGCUUGUUUCACACCAUCGGUGAGCUAGGCCACUGGACUUCACCAGCCAUGUUAACCUCCACAGCGACCACAGUGACCCAAAGGACCGCAAAGCGAGGCGCCGUUGGCAUGGACCCGCUCACCUACAGCCUCAUCGGCGUCACGGCCUUCUUUGCGGUGGUCAUGGCUCUGCUCGUGCUGCUCUGGCUCGUCAAAUAUCGCUCGCUAAUGCGCACCAUUCGGGAACUGAGGGGGGAGCAGCGGUUGCAGAACAUCCCUCCGCCGGACGCCCCGGCCUCGGUGGACACGGUCACCGUCACGCUGGGGCAGGCGACGCCCUCCGACAGUCCGCUGCAGAGACAAAAAUCCAAGUCGGCCUCCAGGUCACUAUGGAAACCAUCGCAACUGAAUCCUCGCUUCACAAAGGCUGACCUGAGCCUAAUGCAGCUCAUCAAAGCAGGGAAGGAGGGUGUGUUCUACAAGGCAAAGAUGACGAGAGGAACCUGCAAAGGCCACUCGCUGUUCACCUGCAAGAUUACCAAAGAGGGCGUCUCUGCUAAACGGGUGAAGUCAGAGGUGUCCAUCAUGAGGAAGCUGGGACACCACAAGAACGUGCUGCAGCUGCUGGACUGGAACACCACCGAAGACCCCUACGUGCUGAUCCUGGAGUACGUGAGCUGCGGCACCCUGCGGAGCUUCGUGCAGGCGCACCGGGACAGGCUGAGCUCCGACAGCGAGCUGCAGAACCUCUUCACCGUGGCGGCCUACCACAUAGCGCUGGCCAUGGACCACCUCCGCGCCAAGAUGGUGGUGCACUGUGACCUGGCCCUGCGGAACAUCAUGGUGAACAGCUUCCCCCGGGAGGUGAAGGUGGCCGAGUUCGGCCUGGCCCGGGACCUCACCCGCAUGAGUAGCCGACGCAGCACCCGAAAAAAGCGCCGUGGGGAACGCGUGCCCCUGCGCUGGUACCCUCCAGAGUACUUCAGGAGCAAUUACUACAGCUUCAAAGGGGACGUGUGGGCAUUUGGCAUAGUGCUCUGGGAGAUGCAAACUUUCGGCACCUUGCCCUACCCCAAUUUUGAGAGCUCAGAAGAGGUUAUCGCCCACAUCUGCGCUGGACACAAGAACGCAGACCCUGAGAACUGCAGGCCAGAGUUACUCCAGGUGAUGAGCGACUGCUGGCUGGAGCCCUACACCCUGAGGCCCUCGUUCUGCGACAUCAUCCAGAUCCUGGAGGCCGUCCUGGAGGAUGAUAUGGAUUAUGUGGACGUGGACAACCGGAGGCCACUGGCCCCCGGGCCCCCUAACAACUGAGGAUCCGUGGAACAGGCCUGGAUCUCUGCCCUUCCAGCACUGACAAGGCCAGCCCUCCAUGCGCUGCGCGCUUACAGCAUCAGUACAGGAAGUGCAAAUGGACAAACACUCUUUUGAGCUUCACCAGCCUUCCGCUAAUGUAGGAGAAGUGGGAAGAGCAGGAGAUUUUCAGUGCAUUAGCCCACUAUAACGGCAGUACCUAGGGUGUGUGCACGUCUGUUGGACGUCUGGUGUCUCCAAUCGAGGCAUCUGUUAAUGUAGCGAUGGGCUGACUGUUACCAGGGUUCCCGCGGGCUGACACAUUAUUGGCCGAGUCAGAUGCAGGGGGGUUCCUGGUACCCUGUUCAGCUGUGGCUCCUCUGUUUGAUUGGCUGACUGCGGCUGCGUGCCCCAGCAGUACCUGUACAGUUCCCUGGAGCAACAGUCGCACUGCUCAUCGGGCAGACUGCAGAGGGGAAAGGCAGCGGGUGGCUACGUGCGCUUGGAGGACUUGCAUGCUAACAGAUGCCCUCUCAGGUUAAACAAGGUCAUUGUAGCUGUGAGCCCACAGAUACAAUUGGCAUUCCAAAUUUGGGGAGAAAAUAAAUAAAAAUAAAUAUAUAAACACCAGCGAAACAAAUACAGAAGACACACAUACCCGUAGCUCUCAUAACAUUUUACCCAAAACAUUACAGGACGUGCUAUAAAAUGAUCAAGACUUGUGCGCUUGUCUUAAUGACUAUUGCUUUAAUUUAUUUUUCUAUUUUAAAAAAUAAACGGUUGCCUAUAUCUUUGCAUAUUUAUAUAGUCCUAUUUAUAUCUAUGUAACUGUAACUGCACAAUGAGUCCUUAGGGCCAGCUCAGAUGAAAAUCAGACAGGGCAGUAAUUCAUACGCAAGUUGUAUAUGACAUGUUUUCACAUGUAUCACGGGUUGAUAGGGGGAAAAUGUUUGAUUUUUGAGAAAACAUCUUUUAAGUGUCAAUUAAUAUAGUUCAAUCAGAAUUUGGAAUUGUGGAUCCCUUACAAGAAAUGUCACAAUUCUAAAUGUUAUGCAGGUUGCUGAGAUGCUAAUAAGUCUAUUUUACGGCAUGUUCUUGGAUUAAACAUCAUCAUUGUAGCAUUGAGCAACAAUUUGUGCAGCAAUAUUUCUGCGAUCAGUCCAAGUUUGUAGCGCUUGACAGAUUGAAGUCUGACCCCUAGUGGCUCCUUUCUCAAAUGACUACCCAGUCUCAGAUUAUCUUUGAGAUAGAGAUAAGUUACGUUAAUAGAAGUGCAAUCAACACUGUUAAAAAGGGUUUUGCCCACAAAUAAAAA